Messenger RNA from Paramecium sonneborni, 1970 nucleotides. The record is from the annotation of a GenBank genome assembly. NCBI's taxonomy places the organism in Eukaryota, Ciliophora, Oligohymenophorea, Peniculida, Parameciidae.
AUGUAAAUCAUAGAGCCAUAAGUUAUAUAAGAGAAUGAAGAGAAAUUUAAUCUAAGUGCUGAAUAAAGUUAGAAUGAAAUAUUUGUUUUUCCAAAUCAUUAAAUUAGUAUUCUAUCAAGGAAUGCUGUCGAUAAAUUGUAAGUCAACAUUGAAAGUUCUAUUUCUUAAUUUACUUAAAUAUUGAUGAAAGCUUAAGAUAUCAUUUUAUAGAAUCACAAAAAUCAAGAUUUAUGCAAUAAAGCUGUGCAAGUAGUUUAAUAAGUUUCUAUUGGAUUAAUGUAAGUGAUUAAUAUCCGUUAAUUACUUGAGAAUAAGGCUUUAGCGAUUGAAUAAAGCUUUAGUAGCUUAAACAUUAUAUGUACAACAAAUUAGUUAAAUCAAUACUCAACAAAUUUAGUACUUGAUUAUAUGAAUCACUUAAUCUUAGAAAAAGUUUUAGAGCUGCUAAAUAAUUUCGAACAGUUGCAGAAAGAAUAAAAAAGAACUCUUGCAAUACAUUUGGCCAAAUUACAGUCUUGUAUAGAAAUUCUUCCAGGAGCCACAAUUGUAAAACAUAAUGAUUUAUUUGCCAUAUCCGAAGAUCAUUAGGAUUGGUAAAUGAUAAAACCAUAUAUUGAAAAAAAGUAAUUAGCUAGUAAUGAGCAAAUAAAGAAGUCUUAUGAUAAAGUAUCUUUUGGAAUUCUACUUGGAAAUGCUAUGAUUUCAAAAGGAUUAGAAUACAAUGGAGAAUUAAAAAAAACUUUUAUGGAGGGAUUUGGAGCACUUUAUUAUGGAUUAAAUAAGAAAAAGAUGAAAAGUAGAGCAAAUCAUUUUCUUGUAGAAGCCAAAUAAGAAGAUGCUUUUAAAGCAUGGAAUUUACCUGAGACUGGUAUAAUAAAAAAGUUUCUUCCAGCUAUUUUCCCUUCAAUAUCUUUCAAUAAAAAAAUAUAUAUUCCUAAAUUAUUUAGAUAGAUUACAAAGGAAUACAUUUUGUAAUAAUAUAAAUAAGAAACAAUAAAUAAAAUUAAUAAUGAUUGUGGAGUAUUUUUUCCAGAUUAAAUGAUAUCAUUAGAAGAUUUGUUGAAAAAUGAUUUAAAUCAAGAUAGAGUAUAAGUAAGGAUUUUAUGUCAUGAAACUCUAAAAUUUAGAGGAGUUGAAGGAUUUAUGUCAAUGUUCAAAAGUACUAGAAGUAGAGAGAUUAAUUUCGAUAAGAUAGUUAUUCAUAUACGUAGAUUAUAUUUAUAAAUAAUAUAUAGAUGGGGGAGGUUUUGUUGCUAUGUCAUCUAGAUCUCAUUAAACUUAUACAAGAAAAUGGGCUAAUAAUAUGAGAGUUCCAAUUUUUUCUAUUGAUUACAAAAUGGCACCAGAUCAUCCAUAUCCUGCAGGAUUAGAUGAUUGUUGGUAAGCUUAUAUGUUCAUCAUAACUUUUAUCUAAAGAUUUUUUAAUGUUGUUCCUGCAAAAGUUGUAUUAGUAGGAGAUAGCGCAGGUGGUAAUUUAGUUACUGCUUUGACUAUAUAAGCUAUAAAGUCAGGAGUUAGAGUUCCUGAUGGUAUCUUAUUAGCUUAUCCUGCUCUAUCAUUAGAUAUUAAGGCAUUCACUCCUAGCUUUUUAGUUUCACUUGAUGAUUCAUGUAAAACUAUUUUUUUAAUAAUAAGUAUUGCAUCACACUAUCUUAAAAUUAUGUUUGAAUUCAUAUGUAUUGAAGGAGUUUAACUAAACUAUAGAUCCAAUGCUUUCUCCGUCUUUAGUAAGUGAUGAAAUUUUAAAUCGUUUUCCUAAAACAAGAAUUGUUGUUGGAACUUAUGAUCCACUUCAUGAUGAAAGUUUUAGGUUGUUGUUAAAACUUGUUAAAUUAAAGAAAGAUGUUAAAUUAAUUGAAUAUCAAUCUAUGCCUCAUGGAUUUUUAUCUUUUGAUAUUAUUAAUGGAAUGAAAGAAGCUAAAUAAACUGUUAUUGAUGCUUAAAAUUACUUAUUGGAAAUGCUAAAUUGA